AUGCAAGUCGCACGCGCAGGACGCAAAGAGGAUACGUCCUCUCGCAAACCCACCGAGACCUUCACUGGAGACGUGCUCAUGGAUCCGAUUUUCAGCGCAUCGGAUUGUCUGGCCAACAACGUCUGCUUCUCACCAGGCGCUCGAACUUUCUGGCACACGCACGAAAGAGGCCAGGUGCUCACCGUCACGAUGGGUACCGGGCUCAUCUGCUCCAAGGGCCAAGCACCCCGGAAGUUGCAAGUGGGAGAUGUGGUGCACAUCCCUGGUGGAGAGAUGCAUUGGCACGGCGGAACCAGUACCACGAUGAUGGCGCACCAGGCGAUUAGCAUUGGCAAGACUUCGUGGUAUGAGGAGCUCGAUCAGAAGGAAUAUGAGGAAGCUCAGAAGGUCGCUACAUAA
Messenger RNA from Sphaerulina musiva SO2202, 399 nucleotides. RefSeq names its product RmlC-like cupin. Lineage: Eukaryota; Fungi; Ascomycota; Dothideomycetes; Mycosphaerellales; Mycosphaerellaceae. The record is from RefSeq and is a predicted model, not a curated record. The transcript is spliced from 2 exons. Bases 1 to 399 code for a protein of 132 amino acids.